Messenger RNA from Taeniopygia guttata (zebra finch), 6536 nucleotides. RefSeq names its product solute carrier family 23 member 2 (gene SLC23A2). Gene Ontology annotation, molecular function: transmembrane transporter activity. Gene Ontology annotation, biological process: transmembrane transport. The record is from RefSeq and is a predicted model, not a curated record. Lineage: Eukaryota; Metazoa; Chordata; Aves; Passeriformes; Estrildidae. Gene Ontology annotation, cellular component: membrane.
GUCCCGCCCCGAGCUCUGCCUGCCGGGCCGCCCGGCCCCGCCGCACUCGCCCGCCGCGGAGAGCGAGGGGAGCGGAGCCGCAGCCCCCAGCGCCAUUGCCGCCCUCAGCCCGCCAUGGCAGGAGCCGUUGAUGGGAGCGCCACGCUGACAUCCCAGCUGGGUUCCUGAGCUGCUGUGUGCCUCCUGGAGCUGCUGUGCUGCAGUGAGGAGCUGUCCCUCCUUCUGGCCUGUCCCAGACCCCUCCUGUGCUGCAUGCAGGUGCUGGAGACCAUGGGCAUCGGCAAGAACACCACCUCCAAGUCGGUGGAGGGAGGAGGCUCCACGGAGGGCAAAUACGAGGAUGAGUCCAAGCACCCAACCUUCUUCACCCUGCCCGUUGUGAUAAACGGUGGAGCCACGUCCAGCGCUGAUCAGGACACCGAGGACACGGAGCUCAUGGCCAUCUACACCACGGAGAAUGGCAUAGCAGAAAAGAGCUCCCUGGCAGAGACCCUGGACAGCAGUGGCAGUUUGGAUGCCCAGAGGACUGACAUGAUUUACACCAUUGAAGAUGUUCCUCCCUGGUACCUCUGCAUCUUUCUGGGCUUGCAGCACUACCUGACGUGUUUCAGCGGGACCAUCGCCGUGCCCUUCCUGCUGGCCGAUGCCAUGUGCGUGGGCUUCGACCAGUGGGCCACCAGCCAGCUCAUCGGGACCAUCUUCUUCUGCGUGGGCAUCACCACCCUGCUGCAGACCACCUUCGGCUGCAGGUUACCCCUGUUCCAAGCCAGUGCUUUUGCAUUCUUAGCACCUGCCAGAGCAAUUCUCUCUCUGGAGAAGUGGAAGUGCAAUAACACAGAUCUAACAGUUGCAAACGGAACAGCAGAGCUGCUGCACACGGAGCACAUCUGGUACCCCCGGAUACGAGAGAUCCAAGGUGCCAUCAUCAUGUCCUCGCUGAUCGAGGUGGUGAUCGGGCUGCUGGGGCUGCCCGGGGCCCUGCUGCGCUACAUCGGCCCGCUGACCAUCACCCCCACCGUGGCCCUCAUCGGCCUCUCGGGCUUCCAGGCUGCAGGGGAGAGAGCUGGCAAGCACUGGGGCAUCGCCAUGCUGACUAUUUUCCUAGUGUUGUUGUUUUCCCAGUAUGCCAGAAAUGUCAAAUUUCCCUUGCCCAUUUAUAAAUCCAAGAAAGGAUGGACAGCAUACAGGCUGCAGCUUUUCAAGAUGUUCCCUAUCAUCCUGGCCAUCCUGGUGUCCUGGCUGCUGUGCUUCAUCUUCACGGUGACGGACGUGUUCCCCCCGGACAGCUCCAAGUACGGCUUCUACGCGCGCACGGACGCGCGCCGCGGCGUGCUGCUGGUGGCCCCCUGGUUCAAGGUGCCCUACCCCUUCCAGUGGGGCCUGCCCACCAUCUCGGCGGCGGGCGUGAUCGGCAUGCUGAGCGCCGUGGUGGCCAGCAUCAUCGAGUCCAUCGGCGACUACUACGCCUGUGCCCGGCUCUCCUGUGCUCCUCCUCCUCCCAUCCAUGCCAUCAACAGGGGGAUUUUCAUCGAGGGUCUCUCCUGUGUUCUGGACGGAGUGUUUGGGACGGGGAAUGGAUCCACCUCCUCCAGCCCCAACAUUGGGGUCCUGGGCAUCACAAAGGUUGGGAGCCGCAGGGUGAUCCAGUACGGAGCAGCUUUCAUGCUGCUGCUGGGCAUGGUGGGCAAGUUCAGCGCGCUCUUCGCAUCGCUGCCCGACCCCGUGCUGGGGGCUCUCUUCUGCACCCUCUUUGGGAUGAUCACGGCCGUGGGUCUGUCCAACCUGCAGUUCAUCGAUCUCAAUUCUUCUCGGAAUCUCUUCGUGCUGGGAUUUUCCAUCUUCUUUGGGCUCGUCCUCCCCAGCUAUCUCAAACAGAACCCCCUGGUCACAGGAAUCGCGGGCAUCGACCAGGUGCUGAACGUGCUGCUCACCACGGCCAUGUUCGUCGGGGGCUGCGUCGCCUUCGUGCUGGACAACACCAUCCCAGGAAGCCCUGAAGAAAGGGGAAUUCGGAAAUGGAAGAAAGGGGUCGGUAAGGGAAGCAAAUCCCUGGAAGGCAUGGAGACGUAUGAUCUGCCUUUUGGCAUGAACUUCAUUAAAAAAUACAGGUGUUUCAGCUUCCUGCCCAUCAGCCCCACCUUCCUGGGGUACACGUGGAAAGGCUUCAGGAAAAGCAGCAACUGCAGGAGUUCAGACGAAGACUCGGAAGCUACAGUAUAGCCUUAGCUGAAAUUAUAUUAUCUAGUUGUAGUCAAAGAUGUAUUUGCAGUUUCUUGCUGAUUAAGAAGCAUUAAAAUAUAUGUUUUGUAUAUCUGCAUUUAAAUUCUGGAACCAGAGCUGAGACGGAUCUUAAAAAAAAAAAAAAAAAAAAAGAAGAAAAGAAAAAAAAAAAAAGCUUUUCCUGCUGUGGGUGGUGGGAGCCAGGUCUAGUGUCUCUGGGGCAAAUCCUGCUGAUUUUGGGAAGUUGGAGAGAGCUGUGCACCUAAUUCUGCUGGUUUUAAAUGGUUUCAGGCGGAGGUGUGGAGGUGCUGCUGCACAUUUUUUGGUUUUAUGGUGGUUUUAUUGAAGCCCUCAGCGUUGGUUACGCCAGGAAAGCUGAACCUUGGAGAAGGAGAGGGGGGUAAAAAAAGAGAGAAAAGGAAAAAUCUUUCUUGUGCUGAUGUCAGACCCCACGGAUGCUGUUCUGCUGCUCAGUGAUUUGCACAUUCCGUGUUCCCAGUGCCUGGAAACGGGGCUCAGCUGAUGCUGGCAGUGCUGAGAGUUUCCUCCUGGGUGAUCUGUGGUUCCAGGGACACGUCCAGCAUUCAGACAGGAAGUUUCUGGAGUAACUUUGCCUUUGAAAGCCAAGGCUGGCUGGGCUGGCUCGCUUUUCCUGACAGCAUUUCUCGUUUUUGAGGUUUGCUUUCCCCACCAGGGUUUCCUUACGGGGACACCCGAGCCCGGGGAGUUCCAGGGAUGGGAAACCUGAACUCACACAGACCUGGGGGCAGCGUUUCGGUUCAGUGCCUGUGUCCAGCAGGAUUUUCCUGGCCAGAAAUGCUAAUUAGCUGAGCAGCUCCAAGCAAUUAGCAGUUGUUCCCUGUGGGGAAAGCCACGUGCUUGGGUCUGAGCAGGGUUUUUGUAUUUUAUUUUUUUGCUGAUGGCUCUUUCUCCUCUUGUGGGGCUUCUCCAGAGGCUGAUUCCUGCUGGGAAGGGGUUUGGGAGAGCAGAGACACUGCACCUGCAGCCUCACCCGGCGGAUGGGUUCACGGGUAUCGGGUCCAAUCAGGGCACCACUCAGAUUCUCUUUUUGUUUUUCCUGAAAUAGUCUCAGCUCUGCUGUUAUGUGGGUGUUCACGCUCAUCAUGCAUUCAUGAUUAACAGUUUUAUUCCUGUUUAAUGUUCUUACUAUUGCAAGUUAGUUUUAGACUUCCGUGUGGCCCCAAAAGCAUUUUCAGCUGUGGAGAUCAUCAGGGAAAUGUUGUGUAAUGUAAUUUCAAGGCCAGUAAUGCUCUACGGUGCUUGCGUUUUGUAUUCCUGGAAAACCAUACCAGUAGAUCCUGUACCCCCCUGAUCUGUUUAUCCAAGUUUGACCGCUGGACAGGAGCACAGGAACUCUGUUUUCUCCCAGUCUGCUCCCAGGGGAAUUUGUUCUGGGGUGUUGAAGCAUGGACGGGUUGGGGUGGUGGGGAGGGCGAGGACGGAGCUUGAGGGAUCAGUGCCGAGUAGUGUAGAGUGGGAAUGAAUCCGUGGAUUUCGUUCUCAGCAUGCCAUGGCUGUUUCCAAAACUGUUUAUCCCGCUUUUCCCCUGCCCAAGCAUGCCUUUGUUCCUGCUUCCUUCGGGGAACUUUCAGUAGUUUGCACUCUUGGUGUCGGUCCGACUCGAGAGCUGCUCGGAAGAGUCGUCGUGUGGUAGACGAGGUUGGUUUGCCUGUGAAACAAAAAGUCAUUUUUGCUCAUUUUUCAGUGUUUCCUCUCCAGGUAGCGAGGUGUUGGAUUCCCACACCCCCCUGCACACGCUUUUGGUGUGGGGACCUCUGGGCAGUGGCACGGAGCUCCCAAAUUCCGGCUCCCUGUGCAACCAAAGAUGUCUGGCAGACGUGGAGGGGUUGAAAAUCCCCAUCCGAAAGGAAAACCAAGCCAGGUCUGGUGGCUGUGCAGCCCCAGGGGUUGUGGAGAUGUCAGAUGCCAAAUUGGUUAUCCUGUAAAAGUGGAGAAAAGGAGGAAAAGUUUCAUUUCCAGAGCGAGGAGGGGAUGGGAGCAGAGUUUGUCUCUCACCCCGCUGAGGGAAACCCCAGUGAGUUCCCAGUGGAUGUUCCCAAGACAAUCCAAGUCCCAGGGCAGCAAAUCCUGGAUAAAUUCCCUCUCCUCCCUGGAGCAGAGCUCCCCUCCUUCCCCACAGCUCUCUCCAGGCAGGUGCAGUCCAGUUUUCUGUUGGAUUUAAUUCUUUCUGUGCUUGGUGCCCACUCCCCCGGCCCCUGGGAGCAGCUGGAGUUGGGUCCGUUUGGAUCCCAGCUGGGCAGGGGGACCAUCCCCACCUCCUCCGGGGUGGGAAGGGUUAAAGGACCCCUGGGUGUGCAGGAGGGGCUGGGCUGAGGUCGGGGUGGGACGUUUGAGGUGAGUUUUGGGGAGAGGAGCUGCCCUGUCCCAUCCUGGGGGAGCCCCCUAGGGGAAGGAGAGCAGAGCUUUGCUCUGGGGCAAAUCCCCGAGUUCACCCCGGCUUUGUGCAGGGGCAGGGGGCACUUUGGGCCUUAAAUCCUUCCCUUCCCCUGGGCCCUUCUCCUGGGCCCUUCUCCUGGGCCCUUCUCCUGGUCACUUUUCUAAGGGAAAUUCCAGAUUCCAGGGAUUUGGGUGCCUGUGCCUGUGCUGAGCUGCUGGCAGGGGUGGAGAGGAUGAGGCUGCAGGUUUGGUGAAAAUUAAAUUCCAAAUUCCAGGGAUUUGGGUGCCUGUGCCCAUGCUGAGCUGCUGGCAGGGGUGGAGAGGAUGGAGCUGCAGGUCUGGGGAAAAUUAAACACAAAUUGUGCUGGGGAUGUCCAGGUGCAAGCCGAGUGCCACUGCAGUGCUGGAUUUCCCCCUCCGCCCUUCCCUGCCUUCCCAACCCCGAGCAGCCAGGGAAGGUGGCAGCUGAGAGGUGAGUGAAGAGGUGAUGGGAAGUUUCCACCAGAUUUGGAGAGGGAAGGGCAAAUAUUCAUGGUAGAAAUCUCAUUUUGUCAUAUCAGAGGUGGCAUCGGUGUAUACAAACAAAGUCACUUGGGAUUUUUGUAAUUGAUAUUCUCUUGUAAUUUUUUUAGGUUCAAUUAAGGGUUCUUGCUGACAUGUUGAAACACGUUUUCUAAAGCAAAUACUUGCAAAUUACGCCUAUAGAAAUUUAGGUUUCGUAGCUGACAGCUAUGACUGGUUAACGUUGUCAUAUUGGAGGGACUUCACCACGUACCUCGCUCAGAAAGCUCGACCUUUUCAACCCCAAAUUUGCUUUUAUUGCCUUUUAAUACUGACUUGAAGUAUGACAACUUGGUUUGUACAUGAAUAUUGCAGUAUUUUAUUUCCAUAUAUUAAGAAAAUAACAUUUCCGCUCAGGAUAACGGCGGCGCUUUCCUGGGAGGGAGUGGUAUGAGUGUCAUGACAAUGUCAUGUGAUGGUAGAAUUUCUUCAUUGACGAAUCUAUAGUGGUUGUGUAUACUUUAUUUACCCAGCUUUGUGUUCCUACCCAAAACUGGAGCCUUUUGUUGUUUCCUCCCUGCUGAGCCCUCGGGGCUCCGGGGGCAGAAUUGGAGCAGAGCCCUCGGAGGGCGCCCGGUGAGCGUGACCCGGACACCCCAAAAAUGUGGAAAUCUGACGUCACCUACACCCCAAAAAUGUGGAAAUUUGGCGUCACCAACACCCCAAAAGUGGAAAUCUGGCGUCACCCACACCCCAAAAGUGAAAUGUGACGUUUUUGGGUGCAGGCUGCUGCCUGCCCUCGAUGCCUGCCCCAGCCCAGGGUCAGGCUGUCAGACCAGCACCGCCUCCACCGUGUGUCUCGUGGCCUUCUUUGACCAAAAUCGGCUUUUUUCUGCCCUUUUCCUGUCCCUUUUGCUGGGGGGUCGCAGCGGGUCCCGCUGGGUGCAGGUGGGUUCUGGGAGCUCCCAGGGCUGGCUGAGCCCUUCCCCUGCUGCCAGCCCCGGGAAUUCUGUAUUUGUCUGUUCAGAACAACCUCUGGCGUAACAAACUAUUGACUGUUCUUAGGCGGUGGGGAUAAAUUUCAUUUUUUCCAUGACUUUUCAUGACUGACUUUGGCUGUAAAACUUUUUUUGGUUCAACAGCAAAAGUUUAUUUUGGGGAGGGGUUUGUGUUUGAUUUUUUUUUGUUGUUCUUGUUCCAAGAUGUGUAAUUCUUUUACGGAUUUUUUUUUUAUUAUUCCUUUUUUUUUUUUGCCUUUUUCUAACAUUGCUUCAUUAAACAACUAAAUAUUUAAAAAUGUAAUAUUUGGACCAGAUGUUGUGAAUAAUAGUAGAUAAAGCUAUUUUAUUCUGUAUUUUUAAAGCUGUUCAGUAUAAAUAAACUCGGGCAUAGAUGCA